Molecule: messenger RNA, 1881 nt
Organism: Rhododendron vialii
Lineage: Eukaryota; Viridiplantae; Streptophyta; Magnoliopsida; Ericales; Ericaceae
Exons: 3
Coding region: 516-1739 (407 amino acids)
Source: RefSeq, a predicted model, not a curated record
AAGGGACUCGUAAUUGCCGUGAAUUUGGAGCCUACUACUAGUACAUACGUAAAAAUGCUACAAGUAGGGGGACCAAGUUCAACGAAGUUAUGGCUGAAGGCGAACUCCAUCUCAUUUUAUAAGCUGACAGUCCAAAUUGAUGACUAACUAGUUUUAUUCACACAGGUGCAUAUUGUUGACUUUGAAAUUACUUAUCAAAAUUUUCUCCACCCCACCCCCCUCUGUGUGGUUGUCACACCAUCUCUCCACACAUUAACCACCAUGGGAACUCCCCAGUUCUGUUAAUUGUAGCCGCAGCACCCACAUAUACACACCUUUGGGCAUGAAUCACCAACCAACACCAGUAUUAGUCGCCCGCUGCCGACUCUUUUGAAAAGAAAUCUUCUAGUACUUGAAAAGACAAGAAAAGGUAAGAAGAGGACAAGAAGAAAGGAUUCAGUUGGUUUCCGGUGUUCAUACAACUAAGAUAGAUAAUCUGUGACUGUACACUGUCCCAUUAAUUAGCUUCCAUCAUUAUGGAAAAUAAGACAUUGGAGUACUUAGGAAACCCUGAUGAUCAUCAAGAGAGAUUGAUCACCUCCAGCUCUUUAGACUUGAACGACUCCUCUAUUGAGUUCUUCUCAGAGGAUGAUGAAGAAGAAACCAGCUACAUUGAAAUAGCCCUUGAUGAACCACUUGCACUGUCAAUGAUACCCCAGCUAUGCAACCAACAAGGAGAAGGAGAAGGAGAAAACGCGAAAGCAAAAUCAAAAGAAAAGAGUACUACUACCGGUGAUUAUCCUGAUAAUCAGGAAUUAGAGUUUCGGAUAUCCUCAUCCCCUCUAGUUUCAACAUUCCCUGGCUUUCCUUCAUCAACAUCUCCCACCUUGUCUUCUUCCACCAACACCAAUAAUACCACCACUAGUACUAGUUCUUCCGAGUGCAGUCCUGCUGCUGCUGAUGGGUAUGCAAUCAAAUCUCGGGGAUCACCGCCAAAAGGACAUUCCAAGUUUUCACCUAUGCCCAUAAUUGGUUGCACUGGUAAUAACAAAAGAAAGAAGCAGUUUCCAGCAUUCCACCGCCUCUUGAAUGUCUUGCUUUCGGCUUUCAAGCAAUCAUCAUUGGAAAACACCAAGGAAAGUGGCCGCCCUGAUGGUUAUGAUGAUGAUAAGAAAACAGAUUUGAAUGCGACUGGUAGCUCGGAGGUCGUAAGAAACAGGAAAACAUCAGAACCAUUGACAACUGCAGUGAAUAAUGGAGGAGGAGGAGUCAUGAAGUUGAUCAUAAAGUUCAAAUCCAUAAGCAUCCGGUCGGGGGUGGCUUCAUUUUUGAAACCCCAGCAGGGAGUGAUUUCUCCUGGAGGCAACAACACUAGUCAACAGAACAAGAGAGGUCCAAAUAAACAGAGACUAAUUAAGAAUUACCGAAUAAGAAUUAUGAAACUGUUUGACAAACGGACCCCAGUAAAGCCAACAAACCGGCAGGAAGAUCAGUCCAAUUUCAAUAGAAGCAGCAAGAUGGACAAGUACUCUUUGGAUGCAAUAAGGGGGAUGUUGGAGUCUUUAAGUGUGAUGAAGAUUGGGCGUAGCAAAGGCAAACAGAUGAGUAAAAGCUGCUCGAAUUCAAUCAAGGCCUCACCAAUUCACAGAGGAGAAGUACUAGUUCCGAGGGAAGUAAGGAAAACUUACACAAGAGACAACUCAGUCCAGGCUGCAAUUGCACACUGCAAGAGCUCAUUUGGCCAAAUGAACCGCGGAUAAGAAUAUAUUUUUGUGUAUAAGUAUAAUGUACCUCCAAGCCCCUCUUUGGCCUGGAAUAAUAGUUCGACUAGUGAAAAAUGUCUAUGUACUCUUUUUCCCACAUGUAGAGCAGAACGGAAAGAGGUUUUUGUUUGCAUUGUUG